CAGUCGUCAAAACUCAAAGCGAUGUAGAGCAAAUAAUUUGUUAUUAAAUUUCUGUAGAUAAAUAUACGAUGAAUAAAAUUUACCAGUGGGAAGAACAGGAAAAACAUUCUGUUUUAAGCAUGAAGUUACGCUAUUAUGGAAGACGAUCAGAAGAAUGCGCCAGAAAAAAAAGAGUUUGAGCGUAUAACUGUGCCUGGUUGGGUGAAUUUCCUUAUCGGUGGUUCGGCAGGAAUGAUGUCAAUAUGCAUCGUCCAGCCUGCGGACCUCGUGAAAACCAGAAUGCAACUGAUCGGCAAGCAAGGGGGUAAGAAGGUCUCCACGUCAGAAGUCGUGAAGCAAAUCGCCAAGACUGAGGGGAUAUUUGGGUUCUACCAUGGCCUGUCAGCAGCGCUUUUUCGACAGGCCACGUAUACCACAGGCAGAAUGGGAUGCUUUAAUACUUUGUUUGAUUACCAUACAAGGUAUUAUGGCUCCCCUAUCUACCCAGUAAGAGUCGCAAUGGGCCUUAUAGCUGGGGGCGUGGGCGCGUUCAUCGGCACUCCAGCAGACGUGGCGCUGGUCAGGAUGACUGCAGACGGCAGACUACCACCUGAAAAGAGGAGGAACUAUAAAAACGUGUUUAAUGCUCUGGGCAGAAUAAUACGUGAGGAAGGUUUCAUAACACUGUGGAGUGGUGCGACGGCCACCAUCACCAGGGCCAUGGUUGUCAACGGAGUACAAUUAGCUACAUAUUCACAGGUUAGAGAGCUCCUUAUGCCGUUUCUACCGAACGGAAUGAGGUUGCACGUGUGUUCCUCAAUUAUAUCUGGGCUCGUGACUGCGACUGUUUCGCUGCCAGUCGACAUAAUCAAAACCAGAGUGCAGACCGCGGGAAAAGGUGCCAAUCAGUUCCAAGUGUUGGUCAACGUGAUUAAAAACGAAGGAGUGAUGACUCUCUGGAGCGGCUUCCUGCCAACAUACGCCAGGAUGGGCCCGCACACUAUCUUCACUUUCUUUUUCAUUGAGGAACUGAAGAAGCUGUACAACAGACUUGAAUGAAAUAAAGUAUCCGUUUUUUUCUAAAAGAACACUUUUGCUUCUAUGCUUACUUCCUAUGACAUCAUGCGACGGAAGACAAACGUAGAAGCGUAGGUGUACUAGUUGCACCUCUGCUUACCCUUUCGGGGAUAAAACGUGUGUAUAGAACUGUUUUGGUUUUCGUACGCUAUUUCUUUUUUUUUUAUUAACAACUUAAUGCAUUGAAAGUGUGAUAAAAAACAAUGAAGGUAUUCGAAGUGUAGGCAAUUGAAUCUCCUAAAAUGAAGGAUAAUAAAUGCAUUACUUGUGUAUUGUCUUAUGCAGGUGAUUAAUUCGAUAACAAUGUAAAGAGUUGUGAAAUAGAAAAAUGGUAACUGCAAUGUUUAUUGGAUCAACAUUCAAAAAUAUAUUUUUUACAGGCUAUUUCAUUACUGUAUCCUGUACGUUGUACAUUUUGAUUUUUGUAUUAAAAUAUGAAUUGAAGUUUGGAUAAAUAUUGAUUUG
Molecule: messenger RNA, 1521 nt
Organism: Manduca sexta (tobacco hornworm)
Lineage: Eukaryota; Metazoa; Arthropoda; Insecta; Lepidoptera; Sphingidae
Product: mitochondrial 2-oxoglutarate/malate carrier protein-like
Exons: 6
Coding region: 136-1038 (300 amino acids)
Biological process (GO): thiosulfate transport; malate transmembrane transport; succinate transmembrane transport
Molecular function (GO): thiosulfate transmembrane transporter activity; antiporter activity; succinate transmembrane transporter activity
Source: RefSeq, a predicted model, not a curated record